Numida meleagris (helmeted guineafowl) is the source of this 4284-nucleotide messenger RNA. RefSeq names its product lamin B receptor (gene LBR). Gene Ontology annotation, molecular function: oxidoreductase activity, acting on the CH-CH group of donors, NAD or NADP as acceptor. NCBI's taxonomy places the organism in Eukaryota, Metazoa, Chordata, Aves, Galliformes, Numididae. The transcript is spliced from 14 exons. Bases 162 to 1988 code for a protein of 608 amino acids. Gene Ontology annotation, biological process: sterol biosynthetic process. The record is from RefSeq and is a predicted model, not a curated record. Gene Ontology annotation, cellular component: nuclear inner membrane.
GGCGGGCCCGGGGGUCGGACCGUCGCGCGGCCCUAACCGUCGCUCAGGGCGGUUGUUCCCGCGGCUGAGGAGCACCGCGCUCGGGGCCGGGUCCCGCCGCUCCGCGGAGGCGCCUCCUGCCCGGCCCGGUGGGGGCGGGCGCCAGGUGUUGCUUCUGGAAAAUGCCAAACCGGAAGUAUGCUGAUGGCGAGGUGGUGAUGGGUCGUUGGCCAGGGAGCGUCCUGUACUAUGAAGUGCAAGUCACAAGUUAUGAUGAUGCUACUCAUCUUUAUACUGUGAAGUACAAAGAUGGUACCGAACUUGCUUUGAAGGAAAAUGAUAUAAGGUCACAGUCAUCAUUCAAGCACAGGAAAAGCCAGUCUUCUUCAAGUUCUCCUUCCAGAAGAAGUACAAGCAGAUCUCGAUCCAGAUCUCCUGGUCGGCCAGCAAAAGGCAGACGUCGCUCUUCUUCCCAUAGCAGGGAGCAUAAAGAUGACAAAAAGAAAAUCAUUCAGGAAACCAGUCUAGCUCUACUGAAACCAAGUGAGAACAACACCAGAAGGUACAAUGGUGAACCUGACAGUACAGAAAGAAAUGACACAUCCAGCAAACUCUUGGAGCAAAAGUUGAAACCAGACCUGGAAGUAGAGCGUGUGCUUGACCAGUACGGCUUGCGUUCAAGAAGAGAAGAAAAGAAAAAAGAAGAGAUCUAUUCAGAGAGAAAGAUUUUUGAGACAAUAAAAACUACUGAGAAAGCAUCACCAAAAACAAAGGAGCUAGAAUUUGGUGGAAGAUUUGGGACCUUCAUGCUGAUGUUUUUCCUGCCUGCUACUGUAUUGUACUUACUGCUGAUGUGCAAACAAGAUGACCCCAGCCUUAUGAAUUUCCCUCCUCCUCUCCCAGCACUUGAAAGUCUUUGGGAAGCUAAAGUGUUUGGUGUCUUUCUUCUGUGGUUUUUCUUUCAAGCUCUCUUUUACUUACUGCCAAUUGGAAAGGUCGUGGAAGGGCUGCCUCUUUCAAAUGGAAGGAAGCUGCAGUACCGGAUCAAUGGGUUUUAUGCUUUUGUUUUGACUGCUGCAGCUAUUGGAACCUUACUGUAUUUCCAGUUCGAACUUCAUUAUUUGUACGAUCACUUCUUGCAGUUUGCAGUGUCAGCUGCAGCUUUUUCUAUGGCAUUGAGCAUUUAUUUGUAUAUCCGGUCCUUGAAGGCACCUGAGGAAGACCUAGCACCAGGUGGAAAUUCUGGUUAUCUUGUUUAUGACUUUUUUACUGGACAUGAAUUAAACCCUCGUAUUGGCAGUUUUGACCUCAAAUAUUUCUGUGAGUUACGUCCAGGAUUAAUUGGCUGGGUUGUUAUAAACUUGGCAAUGCUCCUGGCUGAGAUGAAGAUACAUAAUCAAAGCAUGCCAUCGCUGUCAAUGAUACUCGUGAACAGCUUUCAGCUUCUGUAUGUGGUGGAUGCCCUUUGGAAUGAGGAAGCUGUUUUGACUACAAUGGAUAUUACCCAUGAUGGAUUUGGAUUCAUGCUAGCCUUUGGAGAUUUGGUGUGGGUUCCAUUUGUCUACAGUCUGCAGGCCUUCUAUUUAGUUGGACACCCUAUUGAGAUUUCCUGGCCCGCUGCAGCUGCAAUUACUAUUCUGAACUGUAUUGGGUAUUACAUAUUCCGCAGUGCAAAUUCUCAGAAAAACAAUUUCCGAAGGAAUCCAGCAGAUCCCAAAUUGUCCUAUCUGAAAGUCAUACCCACUGCAACUGGAAAAGGACUUCUUGUCACAGGUUGGUGGGGGUUUGUUCGUCACCCCAAUUACCUUGGUGAUAUCAUCAUGGCACUUGCGUGGUCCCUACCCUGUGGUUUUAAUCACAUCUUGCCAUAUUUCUAUGUGAUUUAUUUCAUCUGCUUGCUUGUUCAUCGAGAAGCUCGUGAUGAACACCAUUGUAAGAAAAAAUAUGGUUUGGCAUGGGAAAGGUAUUGUCAGCGUGUACCAUACCGCAUAUUUCCUUACAUCUACUAGUGCACUCCAUAUCCCUGAUUUGCAAAUUAAAAUAUACCUCUUACCUUUGCACUUGGUCUUUUUGUUAUCUAGGCUUUAAAAAUUAAAUGUGACCAAACGAUGGAGUGCUUCGACGAGUAUUUACAAGUAAUCUUAAAUACUUAUGAGUUAUGUGAACUGACUGUCUAUGACCUCAAUUUAAAAAAAAAAAUUGUGAAUUUUAAAAAGUCUUGGAGCCCUAAUUUUUCAAGUUAAAUUUUAUCUAGAAUUCUGAGUUUACAUUUUUUUUAUUGCAUUAAUUAAGCACUGUGAUGUAAAGUAUAUUAUUUUCUUAAUACAAUAAAUACAGGAGUUCCAUCCAGUUAAUUUUUUUUGGUGUUACUUGUACCAUCUAACUUCAGAUGUCUGACUGACCUGUCUGAAUGCAGAGAGCAGAGGCUCUGGGCAGCAGAGCUGCAAGCGGAGGAUUCAGCCCCUGGGAGGGCCCACGCUCUCUGUGCUGUUGCCCUGUGGCCCUGCUCUGGGUAGUGGGAUUUUUGGGCAGGAGGGUUCUGAACGGCCCCUCCUGACCUGUGCCUGCUGGAGGGAUGGAUGAAUGGGAAGGAGGGCACAAAUAUCCCCUCCGUCCUACUUCCCUAUUCCUGAGGCAGGAGGGAUGCUCGAGCAGCCCUGGCAGUGCCCCAGACCCCCUGCGGGGGCUCAGACCCCUGAAGGUAGAUGAUACAAAAGCUCCUUCCAGCUGCGGGCAGAGCUGUAGGAGUGGUGAAUUCUAAUCUAGCAUCUUAGCAGUGAGCACAGGGGUAGCAAAAGGUGCAGCGUGUGCAUAUUUGACAGAAAAGAAUGAAAUGACCACAGUGGGCUUAUUCUGAUCUUUGUAAAAUAUGUCUUAAUGUACCAUAGCAUUUCCUGAGUGUGUAUAAUAAAGCUUCCAAGUUUUUUGCUGUACAGUGUUUGGAUUUGAAAAGCCGCUUUUUUAGGAACAGGAGAAAUUUUUAACUAAAUCCAUUUCCGGUAAUUUUUUAAAACGUUCAUUUAAUAAAGAUUUUUUGUAAAUUAAUGUAUUAAUUCUCAAAACAAUUGAAGUGUUCAUUUAAAUAUUUGUAUUGACAGAUAUGCUAUGAAAAUGUGGUAAGUGCUCCUCUGUCCAAAGUGUGUUUUUUGGUUUUAUUUUUUUUUUUUCCAAUUUGGCAUUGCUACCUCAUAUGCAGGUUUUGCCUUUUGUACUGUUGCAGAUAGAGAUAAUAGCUAUUUUUUUGCUACUGCUAUUUAAACCAACAUUUUUUACAUGAGCCUGUGGUUAAACUCAGCCACGUUCUAAUAUAUUUUUGUAUAUAAUUGAAUUUCUAACUAAUGUAUGUGUUCUAGGCGUUAGUUGUAUUCUUUGUCUAACUGGCUGUAAAUCAGAUGCCACUUAAGUAAGUAUUUUGCUUCAUAAGUAGAGUAAUUUUAUAUUUUACUGAAAUAAUCUUGCAUUAACUAACUAGAGCUAGCAUUUAAUUCCAUCUUCACAAGGGUUAACUUUUCACAUACUUCCUAUGUGAGGUUUAUAGCACAAAUUCUCCCCAAAGCUUAUUAGAGUUUUGAAUGUAGCAGGGAGGGAAUUGCAAGUACGGCUGCAGUUGCUUGCAGGAAGAUUACUAACAAACAAAUGAGAACGUUGCAAUUGGUUAAUCAUGUUCAGUUCUUUUUAAAUAUUGCUGUAAUUGAAAUCUAGCAUGCGAUGGGGUUUCUGUUUUUAAUUAAAAACCCUCUAUUUUGUACACAUGCAUUUUUAAUGAUAAUUGUACAUGUAAAGUGUAUAUAAUGUAGCUUGCUGGGCUUGAUUGUGAGCGUCCUCAGAAAAUCUGUAUUUUGGUGUUGUAAGGAACAUGUGUUAGGACAAGUAUUCUGAUUUCUGGGACAAAUAGCAGUGCCUGUAACAACACUGAAGAGCAAUCUCUUGUGUGAAGCAGCAGAUUAAACUGGGCUUUUUUAAUGCUUUUUUUUUUUUUUUUUUAAAUGAUUGCUUAUUGGAUUAGUAGGAAUAGGAAUUGUUCAACUGCACCGGCUUGCAGCUGGUGUUUUAAAGUAUACUGAAGCUGGGGACAGUAUAACUCCCCAGCCCUUAAGCUCUGAGUUGCUACUGCCAUCCCAGUUUUAUCUGUUUCCCACACAAGAUUAUUAAACCGUAAUUCAGACCCUUUCCUUUCAGAAAGGGGUCUUGGCUGAUAACUUCAGUUUCUUUUACAUGUUGAAUUUGAUGUGAAUUUGAUUUUGAAGUAAUUGUUUUUAAUACAAACAAGCAUAUAAGCUAAAAUAAAGCUCUUGCUUAAAAUUA